AUGUCAUUCAACUAUCAGUACGGUGGCAAUGGGCAACAGGGUCAACAAUUCCCAGGACAGCAACCACAACAGAGCUUUGGUGGUUAUCAACAACAACCUACUGGAUUAGGUUAUCAACAAACUGGAUUCCCUCAACAGCAACAACAACAACAAUCAUUUGGUUCUUUCCAACAGAAUCAACCAUCGUUUGGUGGUGUUCCAUCAUCAACUACUGAUCAACAACAAUUUGGUCAAACUGCUCCAACUUCAAAUGGUGCUCCAGCUUAUGCAACUAAUAUUGACCAGUUGUCUUUCUUGACUCCACAAGAUCAACAAAAAUUUAAAGAAUUAUUUAAUAGUUCUACAAAUAAUGUUUCAAUAUCACCAGAAAAUGCUAGAGGUAUCUUGAUGAAAUCUAAUUUAGGACCAUCUCAAUUAGCAAGAAUUUGGGAUUUAUCUGAUUUAAAUAAAUCUGGUGAUUUACUAUUCCCUGAAUUUGCAUUAGCUUUACAUCUUUGUAAUUUUGCUUUGAAAGGUAAUGAAUUACCAUAUGUCUUGGAUUCAAGAACUAAAGAAGAAGUCACUGGGUUAGUAGAUAAGAUUAAUUUUAGUAUACCUGAAGACGUUAAUGCAAUUGGUCAAGAUGCUCCUGUUUUACAACCAAAUAUUACAACUUCAAAUAUCUUCACUCAACCUCAGCAACAACCUCAGCAAACUCAACCAUUUCAACAAACACAAGGCACUUAUCCUCAAACUUCAACUUUGACUUCACAACCAACUGGAUUUGGUUUUGGAAAUAGUUUACCUUCACAACCAACUGGAUUUCAAUCACAAUCUCAACCUCAACCUCAACAAUCAGGAUUACAAUCACAAGUUACCGGGUUCCAACCUCAAUCUCAAAGUUUCCAACAUUUGAAUACAAAUUCUACAGGUUUUCAACAAUCAAAUCAACAAACAUCAUCAAGUUUCCAACCUUUACAGCCAACACAGACAUCUAACAAUCCAAUUUCAACUCCAUCUUUGAAUCAACAACCAACUGGGUUCCAAAAUCAAUCCACAUCUGGUUUAACUCAACAACCAACUGGUUUUCAAAAUCAAUCUACAACUGGGUUAACUCAACAGCCAACAGGCUUCCAAAAUCAAUCUACUACUGGCUUAACUCAACAACCAACUGGUCUUAUACCAUUGAAAACCCAAGGAACUGGUGCUGCUCCAUCAUUACAACAACAACCUACCGGUCUUGUACCAUUAAACACUCAACAAACUGGAACUGCUGGUAACACUUUAGCGCAUCAACAAACUGGUGGUCAGCCUUUGCAACAACAACCUACAGGGCUUGUUCCAUUGCAAGGUCAAAAUACAGGUGGUCAACCAUUAAAACAACAACCAACAGGUUUAAUCCCAAUUAAAAAUCAAAAUACCGGAGGUGCUCCAUUAACUCAACAACCCACUGGUCUUGUUCCACUACGAAAUCAACAAACUGGUUCUGCUCCUAUUUCAGCUCCAAUUCAACAAACACCAACUGGUGGAGCUCCAUUAACUCAACAACCUACUGGGUUAGUACCAUUAACAACAACUGCAACAGGUUCAGUUGCUUUACAAACACAAUUAACAGGUCCAGCUCCAUUACAAUCUCAAAGAACUGGAUUUGGUAAUUUUGAGCCUUUAAGACAACAAAAAACUGGUGUUGGUCAAAAUAGUUUAUUUUUACAAAAUUUAUUACAACAAUCACAACAACAACAGCAACAACAGCAACAACAAAUGUUUUCAAGUAAUUCAUUAAAUUAUACAACUGAAACAAUAUCUCCACAAGAAAAACAAUUAUUUAAUAGAAUUUUCCAAAAUUAUGAUACAAAUAAAAAAGGUUUAUUAACUGCAGAUGUUUCAGCUGAAAUUUUUAGAAAAUCAGGUUUAAAUCGUUCUGAAUUAGAACAAGUUUGGGACUUGGUCACAAGACCAAAUCAAUCACAUCUUGAUAAAGAAUCAUUCCAAACAGGUAUGUGGUUAAUUUAUAAAAGAUUAAAUGGAUUUGAAUUACCGGAUUUCUUACCAGAAUCUUUAAAACCACAAAGUAUUAGAAUUUUAGAUGAUGUUAAAAAUCAAUUGAAAAUUAAUCCAAAUUCAAAAAAUUCUAAAAAAUCAAGUCAUUCUAAAAUUGAUGGUACAAGAUUUAAAAAUAAUGAUGAUGAAUUUGCUCUAUCUUCAUCAAGAAAUAGAAGAAGAACAACAAAAGCUAAUAAUGGUGAAUCUGGUUCAGUUCAAAAUAAACCAAAAGAAAAUUUAUCAAUUGAUGAAAUCAAGAAACGUAUUAGAGAAAAGAAAAUUUUGUUAGAUGCUUUUGAUGCUACAGGAUCUGAUUUGAAAGAAAAAGAAGUUGACUAUGAAAAAGAAGAUCAAGAAGCUAUAUUACGUCUAAAGCAAGAAAUUUUAUCAUUACCAAAUACAAAUUCUGUUGGAGAUGAUAAAACAUCACAAUUAAAACAAAAAUUUAAUGGAUUAACUUCACAAGUUCCAGUCUUAAUUAAUCAAAUCUCUUCAAUUGAUAAUGAAAUUACAAGAUUAAAAUUAGACUUAUAUAAAGUUAAAAAUCCUUCUUUUGUCAUUGGAAGUGGUCCAAAUGGUGAAGUUACUGAAGCUGAUAGACGUAAAGCUAAAAGUAAAGCUUUAUUAGCUGCUAAAAUGGCUAAAUUAACUGGUAAACCAAUUGAUCCAGAAGUUGAAAAUUUAAGUAAUGAACAAGGUAAAUUAGAUGAAGAAGCUUUAAAAAUUCAACAAGAGAAUAAAAAAAAUCAACAAAUUAUUCGUGAUGUCGAAAGUUCAAUUAAAGAAAUUUCAAGUAAUGUCUUGAAUUCAUUCAGUUCUAAAAAUGAUCAAGAUGGUUAUAAAAAAUGGGAAUUAGGUAUUGGGGUUACACCUGAAGUUCAAGAAUUAAUUAAAUCAUUUAGAGUUAAUGAUUUAUCAAAUAAAUUCACAAGAUCUUUACAAUUAGAUUCUUCACCAAGCCCUGCGCCAACUUCACAAUAUUCAUCACCUUCAAUUCCACAAGCUUCAGUUCAAUCACCUGUUGUUGCAUCACCAUCCCCAACUCCAACUACAAAUACAGUCUCCCCAACUCCAACAAGUGGUUCAGCAAAUUAUAAGACACCUGAAGAAAGAAAAGCAUAUAUUAGAGAACAAGCUAAAAAGAAGAUGAAUGAAAGACUUGCUAAAUUUGGUAUCAAUAGAAGCUCUUCACAAAGUUCACCUUCUGUUUCUAAACCUGCUUCACCAGCUCUCCCUGCCUCACAGCCUAUCCCACAAUCUCAGCAAUAUCAACCAUCAUCAGAACCACAACUACAAGCUGAAAUUCAUCAACCAUCUCAACCACCUCAACCAGUUGCUGAACAUCAAUAUCAACAAUCAAUACAAUCACAAGGCCCACCACAAGAUGAAGAAUCCUCAGAUGAUGAUGAUGAAGUUGAAUUCCAAAGAAUGGAGGAAAUUAGAAGAUUGAAAAGACUUGAAAGAGAUCAAAGAUUGGCCCAAAUAGAUACAGAAGAUACUAAUCCUACUGAAACUUCAUCUACUAUUCCUGAACCAGUUCCUGAUCCGGUUCCUACAACAGAAGUACCUUCAGAAACCGAGCAACCUAGAAAAUAUCAUGAUUCCAAUCCUUUUGCAUUCAAAUAA
Messenger RNA from Hansenula ciferrii, 3648 nucleotides. RefSeq names its product Actin cytoskeleton-regulatory complex protein. Gene Ontology annotation, biological process: endocytosis; endosomal transport; actin cortical patch assembly. The coding region runs from base 1 to 3648 and encodes 1215 amino acids. The transcript has a single exon. Gene Ontology annotation, cellular component: mating projection tip; cytoplasm; actin cortical patch. Gene Ontology annotation, molecular function: protein binding; calcium ion binding. The record is from RefSeq and is a predicted model, not a curated record. Lineage: Eukaryota; Fungi; Ascomycota; Saccharomycetes; Phaffomycetales; Wickerhamomycetaceae.